AUGGCGGCCGGAGGCUCACAAGUACCAACUUCGCUGAAGGCUAUCGCGCCCUACAUCAAAAUCGCCGUAAUGCACGACGCCAAAAAUCCUGUGAUCGCCUAUUGGUGCCGGUUCUACGCGCUCGAGAAAGGUCUCAAGAUCAACAAGAGUGACGACGAUCGAAAUUAUCUGAUGUCUCUUAUGGACCUGCUGGAGAAAGCGAAACAACAGAACCAUGACGAUGAAGCGUACUCCAACGAUCUUGUCGCACAAAGUCAGAUCGAGGCCCACGCCCUGAAACUCUUCAACGUAGCCGAUCAGCAGGACAAGAACGCCAAUUUCGAUACCAGCCUCAUCAGGAUCUUCCACACAGCGGGCUACUUGUUCGACGUUCUGGGUAGCUUCGGUGAGAUCAGCGAAGAAAAUCUACGCUUGAGCCGCUAUGCAAAAUGUAAAGCGGCCGAUAUUCACAAGUGUUUGAAAGAGGGUCGUCAACCCGUUCCCGGGCCUAUGAAGGGAGACGACGAAGGUUUUGAGGAAGACGGUCUGGGCGCUGGCGCGAAUGCGAGAGCUGCCGGUCCGUCAAAUUUCGUUCCCACGCCCAUGCCUCGAGCGAAUGUCGGCGGAGGCGAGUUCGACAUGGGGUUGCCUCAGGUGCCGCAGGCGCCCGCGGCCCCACAAGAUCCCGCGCCGUCGGCGCAUCCGCCGCCUCAAGUACCUCAACAGCCUCCCAGAGACGAGAGUCUGGGCGCGUACCCGAAGGUUCCGCAGUAUUCGAACACUGCGUCAGUAGCACCGGCGGCUCCCGUGCCUGUACCGCCCCCCACUCCGGCUGGCGGUUUGCCGAGCAUAUCUACGGAUCAAGUUUUGAAAGCUCAAAAAUAUUGUAAAUAUGCUAAUAGUGCUCUCACGUAUGAGGACAUCAAUACGGCUGUUCUUAACCUCCACAAAGCGCUAGCUUUACUCACGACGGGAGUGGAUCCACAAUGAUCAUCUUAGCUUUCGUGGCAGAAGUCUCGGGAAUC
Molecule: messenger RNA, 1004 nt
Organism: Galendromus occidentalis (western predatory mite)
Lineage: Eukaryota; Metazoa; Arthropoda; Arachnida; Mesostigmata; Phytoseiidae
Gene: Vta1
Product: vesicle trafficking 1
Exons: 5
Coding region: 1-969 (322 amino acids)
Biological process (GO): late endosome to vacuole transport via multivesicular body sorting pathway
Cellular component (GO): multivesicular body
Source: RefSeq, a predicted model, not a curated record